AUGAAACUCGUUAAAAACCCUCAAGUUUACUUCGGAAAAGGAGAAGACGACAAGCAGAAAAUACUCAAGAUAGAAGAAUAUGAACAUCCAGAAUCUAUGCUGAGUUUCAUGCGCGUCUUCGUCCUGCGCACUCUUUUCUACAUCCUGUGGCUCCAUCUGGUAGUUCUGACAUCAAUCGUCGCCGGUGCGCUCUUCAUUGACGUCGUGCGAGAUUUCGUAGUGGCUAAUCGUGAGCUCGCUUACAUCGCCUUCGUGCUGAUGCCGAGUGUACAUUGUUUGCUGAUCUGUUAUCCCCCGGUCAGAUCAUGCUGGCUCCUUCUCGCAUUUGUAACCCUCUUCGGUUAUGUGGAAGCCGCGGUGUCGGCCAUCUUCAACACGUAUUGCAUAUUCAUGACAGACUUCAUUUGUCUGCUCACGUGCAGCGAAGUGAUCGUGAUGACGUUCACGCCGCUCCGCAUCACCUCUAACUGCGGUUUCCUACUCGUUCUGUUUCUCCAUUUCAUCAAUUUCGGCACAACAGUCAUUCUGAUGACUUCGAAAGCGUCUUCUGUCGACGUCUUCGUAACAUCGAUCGCGACGUGGUUCGGCGCCGGAGUCAUGACUCUCAAAGUUAACUCUGUAGUCGCACAUUUCGAGCCUCGCAAUUUCGUCUAA
This is a messenger RNA of Galendromus occidentalis (western predatory mite), 654 nucleotides long. Its product is annotated as protein lifeguard 2-like. NCBI's taxonomy places the organism in Eukaryota, Metazoa, Arthropoda, Arachnida, Mesostigmata, Phytoseiidae. The coding region runs from base 1 to 654 and encodes 217 amino acids. The record is from RefSeq and is a predicted model, not a curated record. The transcript is spliced from 5 exons.